Molecule: messenger RNA, 2591 nt
Organism: Mesocricetus auratus (golden hamster)
Lineage: Eukaryota; Metazoa; Chordata; Mammalia; Rodentia; Cricetidae
Gene: Nfkbie
Product: NFKB inhibitor epsilon
Exons: 6
Coding region: 245-1333 (362 amino acids)
Biological process (GO): signal transduction; cellular response to lipopolysaccharide
Cellular component (GO): cytosol
Molecular function (GO): protein binding
Source: RefSeq, a predicted model, not a curated record
GGCAAGAGAGAAGACUGGACUAGGGACCGUUCAGCUGCUCAAAGCAUCCGCUGCGGUGGACCUGGUGGGAGCACCCGACCUCUCGCGCUUCUUGUCGGCUCCUCGCGCCUGCACAGCCGGGUAAUGAAGCCGCUCGGAGAGGGACUCUGGUUCGGCUAGGCGAACCCACAAACCCGGAAAAGCGCGCAGCGCAUCUCAGAGUUAGAUCCCGCUGGACCCCGGACCCCCGACUGGCGCGGCCGGCAUGUCGGAUGCGCAGAAGGGGCCGGACGAGGCGGACGACAGCCAGUGCGACUCCGGCAUAGAGUCGCUGCGCUCUCUGCGCUCCCUGCCCGAGCCUACUGCGGCCCCAGUCCCCGAACCAUCGCACAGAGGCUGCCCACAGCCCUGGAGCCAUCCUCCAGAGACCCACAAGGAACCGGGGGAGAAAGAAGAUGCGGAUGGAGAGCGGGCGGACUCCACCUAUGCCUCCUCCUCGCUCACCGAGUCCUUGCCCUUACUGGGGAGACCCGGAGUGGAGGAUCCGGCCCCAGGCUCACCGCUGCCCCACAAAGACGCGCUGAGCCCUCAGCAACUCGAAGCGCUCACGUACAUCUCUGAGGAUGGAGACACGCUGCUCCACCUGGCAGUGAUUCACGAAGCCCCUGCGGUGCUGUUCUGUUGCUUGGCUUUCCUGCCCCAGGAAGUUCUGGACAUUCAGAACAAUCUUUACCAGACAGCACUCCAUCUUGCUGUUCAUCUGGACCAGCCAGAUAUAGUUCGAGCACUGGUGCUGAAGGGAGCCAGCCGGGUACUGCAGGACCAGCAUGGUGACACAGCCCUGCAUGUAGCUUGCCAGCGCCAGAAUCUGGCCUGCGCCUGCUGCCUGCUGGAGGAGCAACCAGAGCCAGGCAGAGAGCCCUCUCACCCCCUGGACCUCCAGCUGAAGAACUGGCAAGGUCUGGCAUGUCUCCAUAUCGCCACGUUGCAGAGGAACCAGCCACUCAUGGAACUGCUGCUUCAGAAUGGAGCAGACAUCGAUGCACAGGAGGCCACCAGCGGGAAGACUGCACUGCACCUGGCUGUGGAAACGCAGGAGCGUAGCCUGGUGCAGUUCCUGCUCCGGGCUGGUGCCCGGGUAGAUGCCCGAAUGCUCAAUGGCUGCACACCUUUGCAUCUGGCAGCUGGCCGGGGCCUCAGCAACAUCUCGUCCACUCUGUGUGAAGCCGGUGCCGACUCCCUGCUGCUGAAUGUGGAAGAUGAGACACCCCAGGACCUGGCCGAGGAUCUCCUGUCUUAUUUACCGUUUGAUGACCUGAAAAUCUCCGGGAAGCCACUGCUGUGUACUGACUGAAGCCAGAACAAGGGUCCCGCCUCUUCCUACCUGGAAGCUGAAGCCACAGCUGCUGCAGUUGGGGCCCAAGCAACGUGCCCCUCUGCUGAGGCCAGAGCCUGGGGAUAGUGGAGUCCUAAAAUGAGAGGAAGGAUUACAAAUGAGGAAGAGCCAGUCCGGAAGGAAGAACUUCCCAAGUGGACAGGAUGGAGAGUCUUGAAAGACCCUCAAAGCCCCAGGUAUCCUGAGUGAAGCCUGCUUGCUUCUGUUGAAGAUGGCAUGGGCAGAAAUUGCCAAACAUCAGGAAAACAGGGAUGAGCAAACAGGACUUGAGGGGUCUUACCUAAAACCCCUCGUGAGUGUGCUUGGGACUGGGGGUUGAACCUAGAGCCUCCCAGUGGCAGGCAAGCUUACUACCAUGUAACCUCUUUUUACUUUUAAUUUUGUGACAGGGUCUCACUGAGUUGCCUGAGGUAGCCUGGAACUCAUUCUGUAGCCCAAGCAGUGCUUGAACUAGGAUCCUUCUGUCUCAGCCUGAUGGGUCUGAUGUCAGUGGGCCUGGGAAAACACACUUUUCUAAAGACUUCAUACGUAAGGCUCCAAACUGAGCCUUUGGGAAGGGACAGUUCUGUAACAUGACACUAAAGUGGAAGAGAGACUUAAAAAAACAAAGUCCCCCCCCCCCCCGCAGGUCGGUGGUGGCACACGCCUUUAAUCCCAGCACUCCGGAGGCAGAGGCAGGUGGAUCUCUGUGAAUUUGAGGCCAGCCUGGGCUACAGAGUGAGUGCCAGGACAGGCUCCAAAGCUACAGAGAAACCCUGUCUUGAAAAACCAAAAAAGAAAAAAGAAAGUUUCCCUUCUACAGUUGUAUGCAUAGGCAGGCAUGACCUGUGAUCCCGCGGUGAACGCAGACAGAAGGAAACUGACCCCUGAGCGAGGGGAGAAGGGCUCUGCUGGAUAGCAUAGGAGCAUGAGUUCUCAGGCCUGUCUCGUGCCAGCGCAGACACAUCUCACGUGGAAAUGCCCAGGGAUGGAAAGUGAGGAGGAAUAUGGAGACACGUGUCCCUGAAGAAGCCUGGGGACGUUGAGCAUAAGAGAGCUGCAACUCUACUUUUUUCCCCUUAGAUUCCACACACUGAGGCCCUGCUAGGUCAGGCCCUUGACUGGCAUGAAGACCCAGAAGAAAUAAACCAACGUAGUUUCUGAUGCUUAGCAUUUAUAAACUCUAAGCAAGCGCAUCCUGUGAGUGAGACAGCUAUUAAAAUUAUAAACAACUAAA